CCCACCGGGACGUUAAUAAGGGAGAGAUGAAUGUAUGAGACGCAGUGAAGACUGGAAGAAAGGAGACUGGAGGAGUGAAGGUUCGCCCCUGUACGGAGGGAGUGAGGCCCUCUGAAGCUGCAGGCUGUUAUCCCCCCAGGCCGUCUUGUCCCUCCAUCAUGGCUCUGGCCCUGUGGUUGCUGUGUACCUGUGCCGUCACCCUCAGUAACAUCGCCCCCUCUGCUCAAGCCUUAAGUCGUUCCAUGAUGCCUUUCGGCUUGAUGAGGAGGGAGCUGGCGUGCGAGGGUUACCCCAUCGAGCUGCGCUGCCCGGGCAGCGACGUCAUCAUGAUCGAGACGGCCAACUACGGACGCACCGACGACAAGAUCUGUGACGCCGACCCUUUCCAGAUGGAGAACGUGCAGUGCUACCUGCCCGAUGCCUUCAAGAUCAUGUCACAGAGGUGUAAUAACCGUACGCAAUGUGUGGUGGUCGCUGGGUCAGACGUGUUUCCCGAUCCUUGUCCAGGAACUUACAAGUACCUGGAAAUUCAGUAUGAGUGUGUGCCAUACAUCUUUGUAUGUCCGGGGACUUUGUUGAGGGUUCAAGCGGCGAGUUCACAGAAGGAGGCGGAGCAUCAGUCGGGGGCGUGGUGCAAGGACCCGCUGCAGUCAGGUGACCGGCUGUACGUCAUGCCGUGGACGCCGUACCGGACGGACAUUCUGUAUGAAUACGCGUCGUGGGACGACUUCACCCAGAACCGCGCCACCACCACCUACAAGCUGCCCAAUCGAGUGGACGGGACGGGCUUCGUGGUGUACGACGGUGCCGUGUUCUACAACAAGGAGCGGACACGAAACAUCGUCAAGUAUGACCUGCGUACACGCAUCAAAAGCGGCGAGGCCAUCAUCGCCAACGCCAACUACCAUGACACCUCGCCCUACCGCUGGGGGGGGAAGUCCGACAUCGACCUGGCCGUGGACGAGAACGGCCUGUGGGUCAUCUACGCCACCGAGAGCAACAACGGCCGCCUGGUGGUCAGUCAGGUGAACCCGUACACGUUGCGUUUCGAGGGCACAUGGGAGACGAGUUUUGACAAGCGGCUGGCGUCCAACGCCUUCAUGGCGUGCGGCGUGCUGUACGCCGUGCGCUCCGUCUACCAGGACGACGACAGCGAGGCGGGCGGGGAUCUGGUGCUGUACGCCUACAACACCAACCGCAACCAAGAGGAGCCCGUGCACAUCAUCUUCCCCAACCCCUACCAAUACAUCUCCUCCAUCGACUACAACCCCCGCGACAACCAGCUCUACGUCUGGAACAACUACAACGUGCUGCGCUACCCGCUGGAGUUCGGCCCGCCCGACCCCACCACAGGACCACUGUUCACCACUCAGAUGUCCAGCACCACGCCUUCCCGGUCGUUCUCGUCCACCUCCAGCCCGUCCACCAUGCGCCCCCUACCUGCCACCUUUCACCCCAUCGGCGCCAUAAACAAAGCUCCCGAACUGCGUCCCAUCACCGCUACGGUCCCCGUGACCCGUCGCCCCCCACGCCCACGUCCACGCCCACCCCAGGAGCCCGAGCUGCAGGAGGGGUGUGACCCAAGCGUAGCACGAGGCGUCCAGUGGCCCAGCGCGCAGAGGGGCGAGACGGUGGAGCGGCCAUGCCCUAAAGGAUCCCUGGGCAUCGCGUCUUUCCAGUGUCAGUCCUCCCCGGUGCAGUGGAACCUGCGAGGUCCUGACCUCAGUAACUGCACCUCUCCCUGGGUCAACCAGGUGGCCCAAAAGAUAAAGAGUGGCGAGAACGCGGCGAACAUCGCCAGUGAGUUGGUGAAUCACACGCGGAGUCGGAUCCACGCCGGAGACGUCAGCUCGUCUGUCCGUCUCAUCGAGCAGCUGCUGGACAUCCUGGACGCUCAGCUGCAGCCUCUGAGACCCGGAAACAAAGAGUCGGCCACCCGCAACUACAACAAGCUACAAAAGAGGGAGAGGACCUGCCGAGCAUACAUUCAGGCCGUGGUUCAGACGGUAGAUAAUCUGCUGCGUGUGGAGGCUCUGGAUGCCUGGAGAGACAUGAACAGCAGUGAGCAGGCUCACACUGCCACCAUGCUUCUGGACGUGAUGGAGAAAGGAGCUUUCCUGCUCGCCAAUAACAUGUACGACACACACUUCAGUGACCACGCCCCCAACAUUGAUCUGGAGGUUCACAUAUUGAACACAGAUAUGGAUCCACAGGAUUUGGCCUUCCCUCAAAGGAGCUCUGGUGAAAGCAGCAUCCUUCUGCCAGCCUCCACCGUCAAACAGUACAGCCGCAACGGUCAGGUGAAGGUUGUCUUUUUGCUGUAUAAGAACCUGGGAUCGUUCCUCUCCACCGAGAACGCCACUGUGAAGAUGGAAGUGGAGCCAGGGCCAGGACCUGGACCUGGGGGGCGGAGCUUAGUCGUCAACUCGCACGUCAUCGCCGCGUCCAUCAACAAAGAGUCGAGCCGGGUGUUUCUAACCGUGCCUGUGGUGUUCACCUUGAAGCAUCUGCAGCUGGAGAACCACUUCAGCCCGAACUGUUCGUUCUGGAACUACUCGGAGCGAUCGAUGACGGGUCAGUGGUCGUCUCAGGGCUGCAAGCUGCUGGAUACCAACGGCACACACACCACCUGCUCCUGCUCCCACCUCACCAACUUCGCUGUGCUCAUGGUGCAGCACGAGCCCAGUUACCAGGAUCAGAUGCACGAGGUGCUGCUGGUUGUGAUCACGUGGGUGGGGAUCAUCAUCUCACUGGUGUGUCUGGCCAUCUGCAUCUCCACCUUCUGCUUCCUGAGAGGCCUGCAGACGGACCGCAACACCAUCCACAAGAACCUGUGCAUCAACCUCUUCAUCGCCGAGCUCCUGUUCCUCAUCGGCAUCAACAAGACGCAGUACCAGAUCGCGUGUCCGAUCUUCGCCGGCCUCCUGCACUUCUUCUUCCUGGCUGCGUUCUCGUGGAUGUGCCUGGAAGGCGUGCAGCUCUACCUGAUGCUGGUGGAGGUGUUUGAGAGCGAGUAUUCCCGAAAGAAGUACUACUACCUGUGCGGCUACUGCUUCCCGGCGCUGGUGGUGGGCAUCUCGGCGGCCAUCGACUACCGCAGCUACGGGACCAAGAAAGCGUGCUGGUUGCGGGUUGAUAACUACUUCGUGUGGAGCUUCAUCGGCCCCGUGUCCUUCAUCAUCAUGCUGAACCUGGUGUUCCUGAUGGUCACCCUUCACAAGAUGGUUCGCAACUCGUCCGCCCUCAAACCCGACUCCAGCCGUCUGGACAACAUCAAGUCCUGGGCUCUCGGGGCCGUCACUCUGCUCUUCCUCCUCGGCCUCACCUGGGCUUUCGGCCUUCUCUUCAUCAACGAGAAAACGGUCAUCAUGGCGUACCUGUUCACCACCUUCAACGCCUUCCAGGGCAUGUUCAUCUUCAUCUUCCACUGCGCCCUGCAGAAAAAGGUCCAUAAGGAGUACAGUAAGUGUUUGCGUCACUCGUACUGCUGUGGACGCUCGUCUAACUCCAGCUCUCACGGCUCGCUGAAAAACUCCGCACUGCGCACCAACAACCGCUAUUACACCAGCAGCCAGGCCCGGCACGCUGCAGCACACAGACAGAGCCGAAUCCGUCGCAUGUGGAACGACACGGUGAGGAAGCAGACCGAGUCGUCCUUCAUGGCAGGAGACAUCAACAGCACUCCCACCCUCAACCGUGCACCCAUGGGAAAUCACCUGUUGGCCAACCCAGUGUUGCAGACACGGACAGGUUCUUCUCCGUACAACACCCUGCUGACUGAGAGCUUCACACCUCCAUCACCUGGAGUCUUUAACUCCACUGGAACCUUCCGUGAUCCAAAGAGCACUCUGGCUAGGAAUCGGGACCACGGCGGAAUGGAGACGCUGCCACUGAACGGCAAUUUCAACAACAGCUACUCUCUGCGUGCCGGAGUUGCCGGCCCGGGUGGACAAGGUGGCAGCUGCGACUUCCUCGGGGGCGGGUCCGACGAGAGUCCGCCUCCUCUGCUGAACCCACGCGGUGCGGAGACACUGGGAGGGAUCCGGCGCAACCUGUCUGACGCGGCCGCCUUUGAGAAGAUGAUCAUUUCCGAGCUGGUGCACAACAACCUGCGGCAAGGCGGCGGGGAGAGAAUCGGCGGUACCCUGGUGCGAGGGCGUACGACCGGAGUGGGGGUUGGGACGGGGACGGGGACGGUGGCGGUGGCGAGUGCAGGGGCCGGAGUCGAUCGGGUGACUGCUGCGGAACAGGAAGCAGAGGACGAGGGCCAGCGGCACCGGACGCCACAAGACGUGGAGCUGCUAUACAAGGCUCUAGAGGAACCGUUGCUCCUGCAGCGCGCCCAGUCGGUUCUCUACCAGAGUGACGCCGAGGAGAGCGAGAGCUACAUGAACGACUCGAACGAGAGCCACGGGCACAGUGCAGCCGCGACGGGCACAGGCACGGGUCCGGACUCGCCCGCCCGGGACUCGCUGUACACCAGCAUCACCAACCUGCGUGACUCACCGUACCCAGACAGCAGCCCCGACGAGCUCUACUACAGCUCGGGCAGACCUGCACUGGGCAGCGCCAUGCACACCUUCUACCCGACGCCCCCAUCGAGGCCCGUAGCCGACACCCAAACCCACGCCCACACCCACAAUCCCCCCGAGCCCCCACACGCCGAAGGGGACGGACAGAUGCAGCUGGUCACCAGCCUGUGACUGCGAGUAAACCCCCCCAGUGUCUCACACCCAUUCCGUUUCUGUUCCUUUCUCUCGGUUUGCUAGUUCGGAAGUGUAAACAGAGAGAAGUCUCAGCUCGGUCUCAGUGGCAGCAGGCUCUAUAAGGCAGCUCCGGAGCAAACCUAGUCCACACACUCCCUCGGUUGAUUCCCAAGUCCAAAGCUCCCUCAGCAACUGAGGAUAUUUUCAACCAUUCCCCAUGGAUUUUAUAGGCGAUACCUCUUCUGUUUUUUCUUUUUUCGUCGUUGUUGUUGUUUUUUUUUUGUUGUUGUUGUUUUUUUUUUUUUAUCCUUAUCAGUUCCAAAGUGUUUUCUUUUUCUGGUUUUACUCCCAUUUCUUCUCCCUUUCAUCGUUUAUUGAGAGCCGAUACGCCUGGAGAAGGAGGGUUCACCGUUACGCAUCAGCGUGCAAAGAACUCUCUGUCUCGCUCUGAAAGCUCUUCAGUGUUGCCAAAAAUACAUUUUUUGAGCCAGAACACAAACUGGAACGCGCACGCACACACACACACACACACACACACACACACACAAGUGCACAAACAUAAGUGCUUGUUACUGAACGUCAGACCGUGAAGAACUGCACUCAUGAAGGCAGCAGCAGGAAGAAGCUGCCCCUGUGGAGUUGCCUUUAUUCCCUUCCCCUGCUCUCGCUCUCUUUCUUUCUUUCUUUCUUUCUUUCUUUCUCUCUCUCUCUUCGGAUGGACUCUGAUGUACAGGACUCAUAACAAGACUUGACACGGCUGCACCUGGCCACAGGACUCGUUACUGAUGCUCUAUUUAAAAGGAGAUUUUGUGUGUUUCUGAGACCGGCCCCGUGGACAUCGCGGACAGCCCCCCAUUAUCGUUACCGAGGGUUUGGAGAACGUCUUCUUCUUCUUCUUUUUUUUUUUUUCCCCCCCUUUGUUGUUUUUUUCAAGGUUUUCCUGGGUGUUCUCCGAGCCUGCUACUAAAACGCCUGUACAUACGAACCUUGAAAAUCAAUAACACAAAACCUAGCGCCAAUCCUAUUCUGUAAAUAGAGACCAGAUGAACAAAAGCAACAAAAAAAAAAAAAAAAAAAAAAAAAUUUACAGGAUGAACUACUACGAGAGCGACCGAUUUCUUGUACUGAGACGAAAGUCGGGAAAAAAAAAAAAAAAAAAAAAAAGAGUGACGCAAAAAUUUAAAUAAAGACUUUUGGGAGUUUGUGAUCUAAAUGACACGGUCAAUCCAUCUCUCCCUCCCUGUUUCGUUCACUCUCUCAGGCUCUCAUUUACCCCUGCCCCAUUGAAUUGUGGGAAAACUGUGUCGACAGUGUGUGUGUGUAUGUGAGAGAGAGGAAGGAAGGAAGAAAGAGAGGGAACGUUUGUGAAGAAACAAGGAAAGUAAAAAAAAAACUAGCCCUGGCACAAUUUUUAUGUAUUAUAACCCAUCGUUAACGUUCGACAGGUUUCAUGAUUCGUGCCUCGGGAAAGGGACACGGGGGCAGGGCGGUGUGGGGAGGGGUGGGACUGUGGCUUUAUCGACAGCAGCCAUAAUGUAGUGUUGGUUGUGUCUUGUUAGACUGAUGUAAUAGAUAUCAGAUAACUAGAUUACCGAUACCUAGGACAAAAAAAUAAAUAUAUAUAUAUAUAUAUAUAUAUAUAUAUAUAUCUGAGAUGCAAACGAUGGGACGCAAUUCGAUCACGGAUCACGUCACGGGCGAAGCUCUAUUUCACUGUUUCUAAAAUCACAACAAUCUGCCAUCGGAGCCAAAUUCGACGGUUCGACGGUGGAUUUGUGAUUUGUGUGUGUGUGUGUGUGUGUGUGUGUGCGUGAGGAUGUUUGGUUCGAGUGCGUACGUUCGGGUGCCUGAAAUGCUGAAGUGCUUGUACUUUAAGAAGCUAUUUUUUUGCCAGGUUAGUUAGGCCCGUGUUAAAAGAGGAAGCAGAGUUAAAAAAAAAUAAAGAAAUAAAUAAAUAAAUAAUGUAUAUCUGUAACAGAACGCUAUAUUUGCUCCCGCCUCGGAGCCUUCGCUAGGUGUCAGGAAUACUGUUAUUUCGGAGCUCAGUGCCAUGGAAACUGGGAUCAUCAAGCGUCACGCCUGAAAAAGCAGGAAUUAGCAUUUCAUUAGGACGGGCAGGCAGUUCUGACUAACGAGACACGUGCUCCGUGUGCUAGAAUCACCGUGUUUAAAUGUGCAGCCUCACGCGGAGGUCGUCAUGCGUCUUCAGAAAUGUGUCCUUCUUUCGGGGAAACCUUUUUCCACUGCGAGUACCAGAACUUUUUGGCACUAGAAAGCCAGAACUGUGCUUUUUUUUUUCUUUCAUCGACAGUGGUCCUGUAUUAUCAAAGGUUACGGCUGGAGCAGUACUAAGUGACAGUACUUGGGGGCGGGGCUAGCAGCACUUUUCAUUGUUCAAAAUGUGUUGAUUACAUUAAUUACAAUGUUACUUUAGGGAUUUUUUUUUUUUUUUUUUUUUUUCCAGAUUUUACCUCAACGACUGGUUGGAAUAAAAAUCAUUUUAAUUUCA
Ictalurus punctatus (channel catfish) is the source of this 7215-nucleotide messenger RNA. RefSeq names its product adhesion G protein-coupled receptor L1a (gene adgrl1a). The transcript has 25 exons. Gene Ontology annotation, biological process: heterophilic cell-cell adhesion; adenylate cyclase-activating G protein-coupled receptor signaling pathway; cell surface receptor signaling pathway. The record is from RefSeq and is a predicted model, not a curated record. NCBI's taxonomy places the organism in Eukaryota, Metazoa, Chordata, Actinopteri, Siluriformes, Ictaluridae. Gene Ontology annotation, molecular function: latrotoxin receptor activity; G protein-coupled receptor activity; carbohydrate binding. Gene Ontology annotation, cellular component: presynaptic membrane; axon; postsynaptic density. Bases 159 to 4703 code for a protein of 1514 amino acids.